AUGCCGUCCGCGAUACGAUCUCCUUCUCCAGUACGGUACUACUCCGUCCAGACAAAACACUUGAACGUCCAUGUUUCUCAAACCCGCUCCGCAUCAACCUCCAACCACCCACCCUCCUCUCACCCAUCCUACGAAGCCCUCGUCGUCGGCGCCGGCCCAGCAGGAAUCACAGCCGUCGGAAACCUCCUCGAACAACAAAUUCAACCAAUCCUCUGGGUCGACGGCGCCUUCAACGGCGGGCGUAUCAAUCGCGCUUACCGUGAAGUACCGUCCAACACAAAGGUGAAGCUAUUCGUCGACUUUGCCGAAGCAACGGCUCCGUUUCGAGAUAUUGUGGGUGGCAAGUCUCAGCCGGAAGUGUUGAAGGCGAUUCGGGAGCUGGAUCAGGAGAAAGGGUGUGAUCUUGGCAGGGCGGGAGACAUUUGUUCGAUGUUGACGGAGGGGUUGGUAAGGACUCCUGGUGUUGUGGCGGAGAAGGGCAAUGUCAGGGAGGCGAUAUUGAACAGUGGGGAAGGUGGAUGGUCUGUGGCGAUCGCGGCGGGGAAGAGUCAGCCCGCGACGACCGUGCAGACGAAGCGGGUGAUUCUUUGUACGGGCUCGCACCCCUCUGAGCCAACUCUUCCUGUCGACUUGCCGGUUCAACACAUCGAGCUGGACGACGCCCUAUCGCCAACGAAACUGUCCGCACUAGUAGCGGCGCUGGGUCCGACCACAAUCGGAGUCGUCGGAGCCUCCCACUCCGCCGUCUUGGUCCUCAUGAACCUCACCCGUCUCGCCCUGUCCAGCAAACCCGACCUCCACGUCAAAUGGUUCACCCGCCACCCCCUCCGCUACGCCGAGUACGAAGCCGACUUCAUCGCCCGCGACAACACCGGUCUAAAAGGCGAAGCAGCAGCCUGGGCAAGGGAAAACCUCGAACCCGAAACAAUGCCCAACAGCCCAGUCAAGAACGUCAUCACGAAAGUCGCAUACGAAAAGGGUGCCGAAAAGGAGACGUAUGAGAAGGAGAUGAAAGAUUGCAGUCACGUCGUGCAAGCGGUUGGGUAUACACGUAAUCCAUUGCCGACGUUGAAGGACGGGAAGACGGGGAGGGAGAUUCAGGUGGUCUUUGAUCAUGAUCGGGGGGUGUUUAAGUUUGCUGGUGGGAAGGAGGUUGUGCCGGGUUUGGGAGGCGCGGGGAUUGCGUUUCCGGAGAGGGUGGUGGAUCGGAAGUAUGGGCAUGAGGAGUUUAAUGUGGGGUUCUUUAAGUUUAUGAAGGCUGUUAGGAGGUGGGUUGUUGAGGAGUGGAAGUGA
Zymoseptoria tritici IPO323 is the source of this 1293-nucleotide messenger RNA. RefSeq lists its product as uncharacterized. The record is from RefSeq and is a predicted model, not a curated record. Gene Ontology annotation, molecular function: oxidoreductase activity. Bases 1 to 1293 code for a protein of 430 amino acids. The transcript has a single exon. Lineage: Eukaryota; Fungi; Ascomycota; Dothideomycetes; Mycosphaerellales; Mycosphaerellaceae.